Messenger RNA from Bicyclus anynana (squinting bush brown), 2769 nucleotides. RefSeq lists its product as uncharacterized. The transcript has a single exon. Bases 863 to 2683 code for a protein of 606 amino acids. The record is from RefSeq and is a predicted model, not a curated record. Lineage: Eukaryota; Metazoa; Arthropoda; Insecta; Lepidoptera; Nymphalidae.
UAUGUAUUAUUUAUUUUUUCGGAAGCAUGCCAAUAGAUAUGUCUAAUAAUGACCGUGGGCUUUGGGGAUAGCAGUUAGCUUCCUGGUAACCCUUCAAAAAACUUUGUUAAAGAUCAGACUUUAAGGAUACCUAACGAAGACCUUGAUACUUGUUACCUUGAAAUGAAAUGUCUGGUGAAUGGUGACAUAAUUAUUUCUUUGAUAUCCCGCAAAAACGCACCGAACGAAUAUGUUAUCAUCAUCAUCGUAAUUAACAAGUUAACAAAUCGUAUUCAGCUAAUUGUUGAGCAUGAAUCCUCUGAGAAUGAGAGGAAUAGUCCACAACGCUGGCCCAAUGCGGAUUGGCAAACUUCACAAACAUAAAGAAUUACGAAAAUUCUCUAGGUUUCCUCUAGAAGUUUUUCCUUACCCUACGAUACCGAUACAUGAUAUUUAAUUUCUGAAAUUGCACAUAGCUGAUAAGUUGGAGGAUCAUUACCCGGACCGGAUUCGAGCCUACUCCUAGGCACUCCAAAUCGAAGGCAGAAUCCACUGGGCUAUCACAGCUCUCAUGUUCCUCAUUUACAUGUUCAUGUUUGGAAUCUGUUAUACCCAGAUAUUAAUGUGAUAAAGUUAAAAUUAUAAAAACUACCAUUCUACCGUUGUCACAAUUAUCUUUUCAAAGUAUGUUUGUCCAGAAAAACCAUAAAUUACAACAAGUUAUCGCACUUUUAUAUAUUAUGUAAACCAUCAUUAGGGCAUCAUAUAUCACGGAUAAUUGGACACCGGACUUCGACGCUAUUGCUAAAGUCAAUACAAAUAAUGAGAAACAAUAUCAGUAGAGAAAUGUACGUCAACUUACGAGUACACUGCUGAUGCUAACAUGCAGUCACUACAAUAUCUUUUCUGUGUUAUUUUUUGUGCAAUAACCGUACAAACAGAACCAAAUUUUCUAAUAACACGUAUAGAUGAUAAUGUGCUAAAAAUUUGUAGAAACGCUACAAUUAGUUGUAUUGUUAAAUUAAUGGAAAAGUUUGUUGACUGCGGGAGUUCUGCAGUGUUAGUUGACAAAACUGAUUUAACAAAUUCUGUGAUUAAAUCAUUAAGCCAUAAAAGCUGUUAUAGUUACAUUUUACGUUCAGUGCACACGCAUUCACGACUUCAACAAACGAAAGUCUACAUUAUUUCAACUUUGAAUGUCCGGCAGUUUACGUCAAGUAUAACUCAACUAGCAAGAGAAGUUGGCUGGAAUCCAAAAGCCAGAUUUUUAAUAACAAUAAAAGAGUUUGAAAAAGAACAAAUUUUAGAAAUUUUCAAAACACUUUUGUCACAUAAUAUAUUCAAUGCUCUCUUUGUAAACGAGGAUAACAAUGAGAUUACUAAAGUGUAUAGCUAUUUUCCAUUUGAUGACCAAAAAUGUGGUCAAGUAUCCCUUGAUAUAAUAAAAGAAGAAGACUGCGAUUACGUUGAUACAAUUGAGGAUUAUUACAAAUCUUUGGAGAUUAAAUAUAAAAACUGCUCGAUAGUUGUUACUGCAAGUGAAGACAUGGUAAAUUUUAUUUUUAGAAGUAACCAACUAUAUUCAUAUUUAGGAAAAAAUGCGGAAGGCAUAGAAGAGUACAUGCUUCGAAAUAUAGCAAAAUUGGAAAACUUAAAGAUUGAAUAUAUAUUAGGUGGAGAUGAUAAACGUUAUGGAAUAAUUUUGCCAAAUCACACAGUGACCGGCGUAUUGGGCUAUUUACAAAAUGAUAACGUUAGUAUAGCAGGAGGUGGGUUCUUCUUAAUAAGGAACCGAGCAGAUCUAUUUGAUUUUAUAUGGGGUUAUAAUUAUGCGACUAUAUGUUUAUUUACGCCAGCAUUCGGCAAGGAAAACUGGAAAAACGUUUAUCGAGAGUUUAGUACCUUGACGUGGAUGUUGAUUGUUUUCUCAUUUUUCUUUACUUCGACUUUAAUUAUCGUCGUACGCAAAUAUAUAUUGAGAAAAGAAGAUGACAAGUUGGUAUUAUUGAUAAAAGUAUGGGGAUACAUUUUUGGCCACACAGAUUAUGGAUUAUAUCAAGGUAGGAAAACGCGUAUCAUUAUUUUAAUUUGGAUUUGGUUCACAUACUUCAUCGCGAGUUUUUAUAAUACGGCAUAUUAUAGUUUACUUACAAGAAUAGACGUGGAAAAGAUGCAGCAAAAACCGGCCAACCUUGAGUCCUUUCAUCUAAAACCCUGUUUAACCGAUACUAUUCGAACGCUGUUCAAAUAUAAUUUUAAUGAAAUUUUACCCGCAAACAGAUAUAAAAACUGUAACUAUACACAAAUGGCGUUAGAUUCAGUUGCAAACAGUAAUGAUUUAUACGCCCUAGAAAUGGAGUAUGGUUACAGAUUAAGAGAAUAUAGAUAUAUCGAUAAAGAGGGUAACUAUAAACUUGAGAUGACGCGAUUUUCAGGGGAUAUGGUCUUCGCCUUAUACACUAAACGGGGAUUUCCAUUGCUACAAAAAUUCCAGAGGUACGCUUUCUACCAUUUCGAGUCAGGUAUUCUGCAAAACCAUCUGAAUGAAAUAUUUCACAGCAUUCAUAUAUUUCACCAGCACUACAAAUCGGAAUAUACAAAUUCUCGUCUAACAGACUAUAGAAUCCACUUUUGUGUUUUGUUUCUUGGUUACUUUAUUUCAACUAUCUGUUUUAUUAUGGAAGUUUAUAAAAGAAAUAUUUAAAUUAUAAGAUCUGUUUAAGAAAAAAUGUCGUCUUCUCCUAGAACUUUGCGGUUAUAAAAUAGGGAAAUAGAUAUAAAUUCAGGUAU